AUGUCUUCAAAGGUUUCGCCCACCAGACAUCCAAAGCCUCUCAAACGAGGCAAGGCUUGCAUGAACUGCAGGUUUCUCAAGAUUAAAUGCGACGGACUCAAGCCUAUCUGCGGACCCUGCCAGCUCCACCCAAGAGACGAUGAAUGCGAAUAUGCAGACGGACCUGGGAGGUCGAGGACAAAGGUGUUGGAGGAUACGGUUACCCGGUUGGAGGCCCGCCUGCUCGAGCUGGAGAACCCGGAAGGCUCGACUCCUUCUGUCACCCUUCACGAUCCAUAUCAAAGCUACAAGGCCCACCGACUGUCCAAAUCUCCUCCCUUGCAUCUCCCAGACUCCUCACUUGUAUUCAGCCCUCUCUCGCCCUUUUCUCCGACCUCCACAGCGUCGAGUCUUCCUUCCGGUAGGCAGUGGAACACAUUCUCCGCGCUCGAAGCAAACACUGAAUUGACAGGCUCGAGUGGUUCUUCUACUUCACCUAUCCGACAACCCAUUCCUACCACCUCCGUAGGUCUCGAGGAACCACCAAUUAGCUCUCUUCAGACUUCACUCGACAAUUUUCUUCCUCACGCCCAACAAUUUGGUUUUUUCCUUCACGUCCCGACAUUCCGUGCAUCUGCAUUGCUCGCUUUCCCCCUCGGCCAUCCGUCCCGACCUACUCCUGGCCUCCUGAAUGCCGUCCAACUCUUCGGUGUGCACUUCUCGCAACCGGAUUCUCCGACAAAUCAAGAAGGCCCCUUGUUGAUUCGAGCCCUCCAGCAUGUCGCAACGGACCUCCUCGGCGGACAUCCGAACAAAAUUAUCCACACCCUGCAAGCCGAAGUCCUCCUCGCAUAUUACUUUUUGCGUGUCGGGUCGCUCCUUGAGGCCAAGGUUUACACAGGAUCUGCAAUAUCGCUUGCCCUAGGCUCUGGACUCCACAAAAUACGGUCUGCUAACGUCACUGCCCCCUCAACAAUCGCCAUCAUCAAUGACCAACCCUAUGCCCUCCCCCCACCCAUUACCGACCUCCAAGAGGCUGAGCGGAUAAAUGGGUUUUGGUCAGUCCUCAUGCUCCACAAGUUUAUCACAGUCGCACUGGAGGCACCGCCACAUGUCUGCGGGGCCUUGGAAGCCCCAGGGAUGCAGAUCGAUACACCGUGGCCAAUUGAUAUGGACAACUUCCAGGAAGGCAUCUUCCCACAAGAACUGCAAAGCAAUUCAACCGUCCGUGCCUUCUUGAACGGAUAUUUGGGUGACGUGGGCGAAGGUGCUUCGCACUUCGAGAUGGCUGCGAAGGCAGCUAUUCUGUUCCACCGCGCAGCACACUUGACAGGGCAGUGGUCACCCACACUGGCGCCGCGAGACCGAACUGCUUACGAGGCCGCAGCACGAUCGGUGAAUGUGCUCAUCGAUGCAUUCCGCAACAAGCUCGGACCCAUGCCUCGCUUCAGCACUCGAGACCCGUCAAUACGAACCACUCUAUUGACGCAUGCGCUCAUAGACGCCGCGUCAAUAAAGCUGCAUUGGAUAUUCGCGUACGCGUACUCGUCCUCGAAGCAGAUCUGCCUAUCUGCGGCCCGGAACAUGGUGAACUACGGCGAACUGAACCUGCAGGAGCUGGGCCAUAUGAAUCCUAUUAUAGGCAACCUUUGGAUGACAGCCAACCUCAUCUUCGUCGAUGAAAUCUCACGGGUACGGCAGGUCAAGGAGACAUACCCGGAAGCAGCAGCCGUCGAGGACGAGCUCAUGGAGAGCUAUCGCCACGGACUCAAUGCCAUGAGCUUAUUCUCGCACGAAGGCAAGCUUAUGCAGCACCAGCUGUGCAAGGUUCAGGACUCGUUCGCCGCCAUCUGA
Cyclocybe aegerita is the source of this 1833-nucleotide messenger RNA. The record is from the annotation of a GenBank genome assembly. NCBI's taxonomy places the organism in Eukaryota, Fungi, Basidiomycota, Agaricomycetes, Agaricales, Hemipholiotaceae.